Messenger RNA from Chanos chanos (milkfish), 702 nucleotides. Its product is annotated as granzyme G-like. The record is from RefSeq and is a predicted model, not a curated record. Gene Ontology annotation, biological process: proteolysis. NCBI's taxonomy places the organism in Eukaryota, Metazoa, Chordata, Actinopteri, Gonorynchiformes, Chanidae. The transcript is spliced from 5 exons. Gene Ontology annotation, molecular function: serine-type endopeptidase activity. The coding region runs from base 1 to 702 and encodes 233 amino acids.
AUGGCUAACACUCCUCUGCUCUUGCUGGUUACUGCACUUCCAGCUCUGACCCUCUCUGCAUCUGUGAAUGAGGGAAUAAUUAAUGGAAGAGAAGCCAAACCUCACUCCAGACCCUACAUGGUCUCAGUGCAGAUCAGUAAGGGACAUAUUUGUGGCGGUUUUCUGGUAUCUAAGUCCUUUGUUAUGACGGCAGCCCACUGCUCUGAAAAUGCACAAAACCUUAAAGUCGUGUUGGGUGCUCAUGAUCUGUCAGCUAAAGACAACCUGGGCCCAGUGACAGUGAAGAAAUAUCACAGACAUCCUAAUUUUGAACCAAAAACCUUCAUGAAUGACAUUAUGCUUUUGGAGCUUGAGAACAAAGUUCAGCUGAGCAAGAGAGUGCAGCUUAUCCCACUUCCAAAGCCCGAUGGACAUGUCAAAGCUGGGACUGUCUGUAGUGUGGCUGGAUGGGGUUACACUAGACCUGAUGGACAUCCUUCUAUGCGCCUACAAGAGGCCAAUCUCACAGUCUUCAAUGAGGCAGAGUGUAAACGCCUCUGGACACAGCAUGAUGGAGAGGGGGAUUCUGGGGGUCCUUUGGUGUGUGGGGAUAAGGCAGUGGGGGUGUCGUCGUUCGGUCAGAAAUGUACAAAUGCUGCCCUGCCAGAAGUUUACACAAACAUAUCAGCCUUUCUGCCUUGGAUUAAUAAAAUCAUUGGAUAA